Messenger RNA from Stylophora pistillata, 2743 nucleotides. Its product is annotated as cullin-2. Gene Ontology annotation, molecular function: ubiquitin protein ligase binding. Lineage: Eukaryota; Metazoa; Cnidaria; Anthozoa; Scleractinia; Pocilloporidae. The record is from RefSeq and is a predicted model, not a curated record. Gene Ontology annotation, biological process: ubiquitin-dependent protein catabolic process. Gene Ontology annotation, cellular component: cullin-RING ubiquitin ligase complex.
ACUUGGCAGAAAUUAUGCCCUUCCUAACCCAGCAUCCCUUUCGGGUAAGAAUAUAACAUGUCCCGAGGCGUGGCUACCAAGGGAUAUCAUCAUUGCACUUUUAAAGCAAGCGGAAGGUCCGGAGCAUUUGUGGCAAGAGUGUUACAACCUGUUCUCCAGUUAAACGGAUUUUUGCGAUCCCCUACGGCAUUCUACGAUGAAAGAUGUCACUGAGGCCUCGAGUUGUGAAUUUUGACGAAACAUGGGCUAAGAUCCGAGAAACACUAGAAUCUGUAGUAACUUUGAAGAAGAUUCCACGAUCAGUGUGGAAUGACAGGUUUUCUGAUGUAUAUGCCCUCUGUGUAGCUUUCCCAGAACCUUUAGGUGAAAAGCUUUAUGCUGAAGUGAAGGAUUUCUUGGAGAAUCAUGGCCAAAGUUUGUAUGAGGCUGUCAGUGGCCCUGAUGUUGAUAUUCUCCGUCUCUACCACAAUCACUGGUCACAGUUCAGCAAAGGUUCUUUCUAUAUGAAUCUGUUAUUUGGCUAUCUGAACACACAUCUGAAGAAACAAAAGCAGGAUUAUGGAGACAUGUCUCCAUACAGCACAUCGUUUUCACCAGAUGCGAUGGAAGAAGUGAUGGAUAUUGGAGCGCUUGCUCUAGACAUCUGGAAAAGAAAGAUGAUAGAACCUUUGAAAGAAACCCUGGUAGAACAUGUACUUAUAGAAGUCAAGAGGGAUCGUGAGGGAGAAGACACACACCAGAACAUUGUACAUGAUACAGUUCUCUCCUUUGUUGAAGUACAGCAGUACCAAUCAAAAGGAGCUCUUAGUCUAUAUGAAGAGGUGUUUGAGAAAUCCCUUCUAAAGGAAACCAAAGAGUAUUACAGACGAGAAUCAGCAGAGCUGCAUGCCGAUAACACUUGUCAGGCUUUUAUUUCUAAGGUCGACAUCCGUAUUCAGGACGAGGAUUUAAGAACCAGGAAAUUCUUUCACCCCGUGUCCUACAGUCGGGUGAUAAGGGAGUGCGAAGCACGGAUGGUGGAGGAUUAUAUUCCUUACUUACAAAUAGAAUGUCGGCAGAUGGUGCAAGAGGAAAAUACUCAGUAUCUUUCAAAGCUGUUUACACUUCUGAAACAUAUUCCUCGUGGAUUGCAAGCCAUGGUGACAGAACUGGAGGAGCACAUCACGAAGACAGGUCUCCAAGCAAUCAAAUCAGUCAAAGUUGAGAAUGGCCCACAGCAAUAUGUAGACGAGUUACUGGGAAUCCACAGAAAAUUCUCACAUCUCAUCAAGGAUACAUUUAGGGACGAUCCUGCAUUUAUAUCAGCAUUGGACAAGGCGUGUGCAACUAUAGUCAAUUAUAGGCAUGAUCCUAAACGCUCUUCAAAAUCUCCAGAACUGCUUGCCAAAUACUGCGAUUCCAUUCUGAAAAAGAGUACAAAGAACCUCAGUGAUGCAGAGUUAGAUGAAAAACUUGGUGAUAUUAUAAUUAUUUUUAAAUAUAUUGAUGACAAGGACAUUUUUCAAAAGUUCUACUCCAAAAUGUUAGCAAAGAGACUUAUUCACACACUUUCAGUUUCAAUGGACGCUGAAGAGGGGAUGAUAAGUCGCUUAAAGCACGCCUGUGGCUAUGAAUACACUAACAAGCUUCACCGCAUGUUUACUGACAUCAGUAUCAGCUCUGACCUCAACUCUAGUUUUAACGAUUUCCUUUCUAAUACCAACGCGUCUCUUGGAGUUAGUUUUAGCCUCUUUGUAUUACAGCGAAUUCUCAUUUUCAGCGAAAUCCUUGAACAAACUCAACUGGUGGAGAAGGAAUUAGUUAGGACGCUACAAUCCUUGGCGGACGUGCGACUCAUAUUACUUUCCGAGGACGCCGACCCCACCCAGUGUACAUAUUCUUUAAACAUGGAUUUUUCCAGUAAACGGACGAAGUUGAAAGUCACUGCCGCAGUGCAGAGGGAAACUCCUCAGGACACUGAGCAGACCUUGUCAGCGGUCGAUGAUGACAGGAAAAUGUACCUUCAAGCUGCCAUCGUCAGAAUAAUGAAAUCCAGAAAAGUUUUAAAGCACAACGCUCUCAUUCAAGAGGUAAUAAGCCAGUCGAGUGCACGAUUCACGCCCAGUAUAGCGAUGAUCAAGAAAUGCAUCGAAGCACUGAUCGAUAAACAGUAUAUUGAAAGACGGGAGGGGAGUAAGGACGAGUACACUUACAUGGCAUGAUGGGAAAGCAGAUCGAGUACCAAGCUCUCAAACAGUCUGGAACUUGUUUGGAUAUCAGCGGGGCCCGUUCUCUCCCCUCGCAUUGGACCGUUUAUGAAGAACAGAGAUAAAGACUGGGCCCGAGGAAGAGAUGUGCUGUAAUUUCGUACUCAAAAUGAGCUCGUGUUUUUCUCAAUGGAUGGCGAACUGAAAAAGGUUCAAGAGCUUCGGGGCUAAAUUUUUUCGAUGUAACGCAUCACUGUUUAAUCGCUUUUUAACUGUCCACUGACUUUAAGGCUUGUACGAUGCCUCGUAUUUAUUGAAAACUUUUCCUCUAAUGUAUCUUCGAGAUACAUUAACUGAACAGUUCUAAGCAAUUAACGAAUAAGUUUCUAUUUUUCGCAGUUUUCAUAUAUCUUUUUUUUUUAGAAUAAUUCAUUUGCCAAGAGCAGUUUUUCCUCCUUUAAACAAACAUUUUUCUUUUAUAGAUUGUUAUUAGAAUCUAUUGCAUUGUAAUUUGAUAUUUUUUGUACAUUAAUCUAUUUGUGGAUACUAAGAACUAG